Messenger RNA from Molossus molossus (Pallas's mastiff bat), 631 nucleotides. Its product is annotated as fatty acid-binding protein, adipocyte. Gene Ontology annotation, molecular function: fatty acid binding. Bases 79 to 477 code for a protein of 132 amino acids. Lineage: Eukaryota; Metazoa; Chordata; Mammalia; Chiroptera; Molossidae. The record is from RefSeq and is a predicted model, not a curated record. Gene Ontology annotation, cellular component: cytosol; nucleus. The transcript is spliced from 4 exons. Gene Ontology annotation, biological process: fatty acid transport.
GGACUCCGAUGGGCACAGUGCAUCCCAGAGGCUCCAGCUCCUUCUCACCUUGGACAACAGUCCCAGACGGCUCCCAGCAUGUGUGAUGCAUUUGUAGGUACCUGGAAACUCGUCUCCAGUGAAAACUUUGAUGACUACAUGAAAGAAGUGGGAGUGGGCUUUGCCACCAGGAAGGUGGCCGGCAUGGCCAAGCCCAACAUGAUCAUCACUGUCAGUGGGGAUGUGAUGACCAUUAAAUCUGAAAGCACCUUUAAAAACACGGAGAUUUCCUUCAAACUGGGCCAGGAGUUUGACGAAGUCACCGCAGAUGACAGAAAAGUCAAGAGCACCAUAACCUUAGAUGGAGGCGUCCUUGUGCAGGUGCAGACAUGGGACGGGAAGUCCACGACCAUCAAGAGGAAGCGCGUGGAUGAUAAGCUUGUGGUGGAAUGUACCAUGAAAGGUGUCACUUCCACCAGAGUUUACGAGAGAGCGUGAAUGAGGGACCUUGGACGGGACCCACGUCUGCAUCAAGCUUUGACAUUCUGCUGGAUACAUUGUCCACACACAUAUUGUCACUUUCCACUAAUUAGCAAGCAACUGAUUUCCCCCCAAUCUGAUUUCACUGGUUAAAUAAAACAUUUUACAGUUA